This is a messenger RNA of Linum tenue, 588 nucleotides long. The record is from the annotation of a GenBank genome assembly. NCBI's taxonomy places the organism in Eukaryota, Viridiplantae, Streptophyta, Magnoliopsida, Malpighiales, Linaceae.
UUUGGUGUCACUAAAUCACUUUCCGUUCCCACUGACUGGACGGCUAAAGUAAACCCUGGAGAAGAAGAACAGAUCGCGGCGGGAGCAACAAGAACGCCAAGGAUCCAGAAAACUACCGUUUCCCCUCUCCAUUCGCAUUCCUUCUUCUCUGCCGGCUGUAGGCUACUUCCGCCAUUUCUCUCCGAUCAAACUAAGGCGGCGACGAUGUUCGACGACCAAGAUCUCGGGUUUUUUGCCAAUUUUCUUGGCAUCUUCAUCUUUCUCCUGGUAAUUGUUUACCACUAUGUAGUGGCUGAUCCAAAAUAUGAGUAACAAAUGAGAUUAGGUUGUACUUGUACUUGUACACUCUAAGAGGAGAAGAUUUAGAGAAGAACACAUGUUUCUGUAAUCUAGCUACCUAGAAUAUAUUUGAGGAUCAAAGUUGAGAACUAUACCGUAAUUUUGCUUGAAAUAUCACACGAGGAUAUUGUCCCGAUGAAUUGAUAGGGAGAUCAGUAUGCUGAAGGUACUGAGCUGAAUGAAUUGCUGUUGUAGUGAUUAUCCUUCUAAGAUGUUUCUAGCGAAAUUCGAGUGGUUAUAACCUAAGGU